Mugil cephalus (flathead mullet) is the source of this 2137-nucleotide messenger RNA. Its product is annotated as zona pellucida sperm-binding protein 4-like. Gene Ontology annotation, biological process: prevention of polyspermy; binding of sperm to zona pellucida. The coding region runs from base 336 to 1961 and encodes 541 amino acids. NCBI's taxonomy places the organism in Eukaryota, Metazoa, Chordata, Actinopteri, Mugiliformes, Mugilidae. The record is from RefSeq and is a predicted model, not a curated record. Gene Ontology annotation, cellular component: egg coat. The transcript is spliced from 13 exons. Gene Ontology annotation, molecular function: acrosin binding; structural constituent of egg coat.
UGUGCAAGCAUCGCCACGGGGAGAUUGGGGGUGGCAAGACUUUUGAGUUACGCAAUGAUUUCAUUUAAUACCCUCCCCCGAGGAUACACAGAGCCCCACAUGCACCCUGUGUCCUUUAUUUAUUAUUUAAACGAUGACCUUUUUAUUAAUUAGCAGCCCGCCCUGUCCCCCUUUAAACACAGGUGCACAUUUCUUAUUUUACUACACGACUGAGGACGCGACAGGCUUCAAACUAAUUAACACUAAUUAGCAGGGGUCACGUGAUCCGUUCCACGCGUCUUUUGGGGGGAAAAAGUGGAUGUUUGUGGAGUGAAAAUUAGCCAAACUGUAAGAAGAUGAAUUAUUAUUAUUAUUGUGCAAAACUUUGUGUAGUUGCUUUACUUUUUACAACCGUGGCUCGGAGAUGUUUGUGCGUCCAGAGGAGGAAGACACCUGAGCGGAGGCCACGGCUCGCGGUGCCCACGGUCACCUGCUCCAGCCGCGGGAUCAAAGCCGUGUUCGGUCCGCAGGUGAACGCAAUCGUGUGUUUCCCAGAUUUGUCAGGAGCUCGAGUCCCUGUGUCUCAGUCUGAGGGGACAUGUGGGGUGAGGAAAAGCGGAAAGGAGGACCGGAGCUUCGCGUUUUACAGCAGAUAUGACAGCUGCUAUUCUCACAUUCAGGGAAGCAAAGUGGUGAUCCCUCUGCAAGUCCAGCUGACCGGAGAGGAUCGGUGGACCAAGUUAAAUAUCAGCUGUCCCCUGAUAAAGAGACGCAGCGUCAAGACCGACUCGGAGCCGACACCAUCCCCUGGAAACUGUGACACGGAAAGAGAUCUGCGAGUAGAUUGUGGAGACAAAAGCAUUUACAGAGAGGCCUGCAUCAAACUCGGGUGCUGCUUUGAUUCUGAGGAUUCAUCCUGCUUCUACAAGCUCAACGCCUGCUCUCUGGACGGACACUUUGUGUUCACGGUUCACGCUACGGACACGCAGCCGCCCAUUGAUCCUGGAAACCUCAUAAUCAAGGAUCAGCCUCAUUGUUUGCCGGCCGUCACGACCGCAGACACGGCCGUCUUCAAGAUAGGAGCCGCAGACUGUGGUGCAAAGAUGAAGGCAGAUGGAGACAUGUUGAUCUAUGAGGUGGACGUGGAGGAGUGGAGCCCCAAGAGUAGAAGCAAACACUUUCCAUUUAGUCUCCAGGUCGAGUGUGAAUACGAGGCAUCGGAUCUAAAACAAGCCGCUGAGUUGAGGUCGUGGUUUGCUGUCACCGAUCCACCGCCCGUGGUUGCACAGGGAACCAUUAAAGUUCAGAUGAGAAUAGCCACAGAUUCAUCCUUCAAAUCGUUCGUUCCCGAGGACCAGCUUCCUGUGACGCUGCUGCUCGGUCAGGCCGUGAACGUGGAGGUCUCCCUGGUGCAGCCGUCCCCGGACCCUUCGCUGUCCCUGCGCGUACGGGACUGCUUCGCCUUCCCCGCGUCUCGUCGGUCGGUGUGGACGCUCCUCUACGACGGAUGUCCCAACCCUCUGGAUGACAUGAGGAGCUCUGUCCCCGUGGACGACCGUGGGAAGACCAGCACCCACUCACAGACCAGGAGGUUUGACGUCAAGACCUUCGCCUUCUUGAACCCUGAGACAGGUCAUCCAAGUGUGGAGGAGAUGUACUUCUACUGUUGGGUGGAAAUCUGCACCGACGACAUCGACUGUUCUCAGCGCUGCAGCCUCGUGUCAUCCGAGGGCGAGAGGCAGAGGAGAGAGGCCAUAUCCGAGUCCCACCCGGCUCAGCUGGUCUUUGUAGGGCCGCUGAAGACGUCCCAGAAUAACACGGAACCAGAGGACGGUCCGUGUCAGAGACAGAACACGAUGUUCCAGGUGACGGUGUACGUCCUCGCUGGUGUCUCCACCGCCCUGCUCCUGCUCCUGAUCUUCAUCAUAUGGUCGAGGUGUCGGAGGACGGACGUGCAGCAAACGUGUGACGCUGCAAGUUAAACGUUGCCCUCUGAUUGGCUGCCUCGCUGUGGGGGCGGGCCUUAGCCCCUUUAUGUCCUCUGGUGACUUUCACCCAGCCCUCCUCGUCCUCCUGCUGCUGGUUGGCCUCCGCUUUCUGACGCUCUUCUUCCUGUUUCCAAGAAAACAAAUAAAUAAAUAAAAGGAAUGACCUCAUA